CCUCUCCCCAUUUUUUUUUUUUUUCUUGAAAGCAUGACCAGUUUGAAUCGCAUAGAAUACAUCGUCGGAAUAGAUUUAGGAGCUGGUACUUCAGAGGCCUCGAUAGCUCAUGUAAAUGACCCACUUAAUAUUAUCUCCGUUUCAGCUUGGGACGAUUCCAUGAGACCUUCUGAAACAUUUUUUUCUUCAAUUCUGUACUCGAAGGAUGGGAGCGAUGCCCCAAUAUAUGGUAUGCAACGCGACGAUGCCGGUGAUAUAGGUGUUUACGUAAAUAACAUCCGUCAAUAUAUUGUCGACGUCGAUGCUUCUGAUGAAAAACUUGGUCAACUAAUGGAUGGUUUAACCGUUAGAAAAGUCGUUACUGAUUAUCUAAGAUAUUUUGUUGUAUUUGCUCUCAAAAGGUUACAGGUUCAUAAAAAACUUGUUAAAAAUGAGCACUUCCAAGAAUUUGUUAACGAAGAGUUUAUUGAUGAAGAUAUUAAAACUAUUGGUUAUUGCCUCGUUUGUCCAGCCGAUCGACAAGAAUAUAUGAAAGACUGCUUUAUUGAGGCAGGAAUUAUCGAGGAGUUUGAAGCUGAGUACCGACUUUCGUUUGUCAUCGAAGCUGUCGCUAUAGCUCAUAGUCAACUUUCCCGCGACAGAAACGAGACCGGAAUUCAGGAAAAUCAAGAUUACUUCGUUUUAGACGUAGGUGACAUCUCUAUUGGAGUAGCAAAAAUCCAUGCAGCUUCCACGAUAUCGCUUAGCACUAUUACGGAAAUUUCUGACGAUGCCACAUUUGGCUUAAAAAAUCUAGACAACAAGUUCAAAGAAUAUUUGAUAAAAAAUAUGACAGAGUUAAAUUUGAACAUCUCACUCAUUAAUCGAUUUGUCCGGACUUUUUCUGAAUUUAUUGAGUAUGGGUUUCAUAUGUAUAUCCCAACAGGGACUGCCAUGUCACAAGAUGAUAUUGAUGGAAAUCCCAUCGAGUUUACGUAUGAAGAUUUAGACAGAAUUGUAUUCAAACCCUUUAUCGAAAGCAUAGCUGCAUCUAUUAUAAAAGCUGAUAAAUCUUACGUUCAAUGCAAGAAGUUUUCCACUGAAAAGUAUGGUAUUAACGAAUACUUUAUUAAAAAUCUUUUAGCCAGAGAUGAGGGUGGGUUGAAGUAUCAUCGUUCUAUUAUUGGGUGUCCACUUGGAAUGGUUUCCUGGGGCGCUGUCUCUUCAAUAUUAAAUACCUACAAAUCUCAAACGCCCUUCUCUCUUUAUAAUGAACACCGAUCCUCAUUUUCUGAUAGAGGACUGUCCUUACCAGAGAUAGUGUCGAAGGAAUCUACUGAUGAUAACGAUGGAAAUGAUGCUUAUGACUUCACCCUGAAACUUUCUAUCGGUCCAAUCGCGUUUUGGACCGAUACCGUCGGUAUCGAUGCACUUUUUCAUAAGUUACCGAUUCCGUCGGUCCUUUUAAAAAAGUUUACCGAUACCGAUUUUUAAAAAAAUGAAAGUUACUGCGAGAUCGAGUUUUAUCGUUUAAUAAACAUGUAUUAUGAUACCUA
This is a messenger RNA of Mucor mucedo, 1535 nucleotides long. RefSeq lists its product as uncharacterized. Bases 34 to 1473 code for a protein of 479 amino acids. The transcript has 4 exons. Lineage: Eukaryota; Fungi; Mucoromycota; Mucoromycetes; Mucorales; Mucoraceae. The record is from RefSeq and is a predicted model, not a curated record.